Molecule: messenger RNA, 5141 nt
Organism: Colossoma macropomum (tambaqui)
Lineage: Eukaryota; Metazoa; Chordata; Actinopteri; Characiformes; Serrasalmidae
Gene: brd2b
Product: bromodomain containing 2b
Exons: 12
Coding region: 81-2606 (841 amino acids)
Biological process (GO): regulation of DNA-templated transcription; chromatin remodeling
Cellular component (GO): chromatin; nucleus
Source: RefSeq, a predicted model, not a curated record
AUUUGCCGUAGCGGAGCGACGGAGUAAAAACAGACAAAACCUGCAAACCGCAGCGCGGAUUAAAGACCGGCCCCGGCCUUAUGGAGGCGGCGGGCAAACCGUCUGUGGACAGCAGGUCUCUGGGAGUGGGGCUGUCUUUGGUGGGCGGGAUGGAGUCCAGCACGCCCAGUUCAGGAAAGCGCAUCCGCAAGCCUUCGCUUCUCUUUGAGGGUUUCGAGGGUCCGGCUCUGCCACACGCCCCUGCACCGGGACCGGCACUUCCACAGCAACCUCCCGUCAAGGACCCCAGCCGGCAGGGCAGGAUGACCAACCAGCUCCGUUACCUCCAGAAGGUCGUGGUGAAGGCCCUCUGGCGCCAUCAUUUUGCCUGGCCCUUCCAUGAGCCUGUGGACGCAGCCCGACUCAACCUGCCAGACUACCAUAAGAUCAUCAAACAGCCCAUGGAUAUGGGCACCAUCAAGAAACGACUGGAGAACAACUACUAUCGCAACGCCAGCGAGUGCAUUCAGGAUUUUAACACAAUGUUCACCAACUGCUACAUCUACAACAAGCCUACUGAUGACAUAGUGCUCAUGGCCCAAUCUCUGGAGAAAGUUUUUCUGCAGAAGGUUGCACAGAUGCCCCCGCAGGAGAUAGAGUUACCGCCUCCAGCCCCGAGAAGUAGAGGAGUUAAGGCUGGGAAAAGCCGGAGAGGCCGAGGAGGAAGCGUCACUGUAGCCCAGCAAGUCCAAGCUAUCUCGCAGUCUGCCUACUCACCGUCCUCUCCAGACACUCCAGACUCCAGCUUUUCCGGGUCUCCUCAUAUGAUGCUCAGCAAACCUGCCCCGCCUCCGACCCUCAUGACUUUGCCUCCCACACAGCCCACUGCUAAGAAAAAAGGGGUGAAACGCAAAGCGGACACCACCACCCCCACCACCAUGGGCUUUCCUAUGGCAUCUGUUGGGCGUGUCGGGGGCAUGGGUAAAGGCCGUGGGGGCGCAGCCGGAGGUCUGCCCAUAUCCCUCUCGCCCAUGCCCCUGGACUGCGUGCCCAGCCUGGUGCGGGGGGUAGGGACAAAUGAGCCUGUUCACCUGCAGCCCGUCAUGGGCCGAGCCCUGAACCGCCGGCCCAUCAAACCUCCACGUAAGGACCUGCCGGAUUCGGUGCGCCCCAGUCAGCCAUCACGGCGAGGAAAACUGAGCCGGCAGCUGCGUUACUGCAGCGGCAUCCUCAAAGAGCUACUGUCCAAGAAACAUGCCGGCUACGCAUGGCCCUUCUACAAACCUGUGGACGCAUCAGUGCUUGGCCUGCAUGACUACCACCACAUCAUCAAACACCCCAUGGACCUCAGCACCAUCAAGAGGAAGAUCGAUGAGCGGGAAUACAGGGAUGCACAGGAGUUCAGUGCUGAUGUCCGACUCAUGUUCUCCAACUGCUACAAGUACAACCCCCCAGAGCAUGAUGUGGUUGCCAUGGCGCGCAAACUACAGGAUGUGUUCGAGUUCCGUUUCGCUAAGAUGCCGGAUGAAGUUCUGGAAGAUGAGGAAGAAGAUUUGGUUCCUGCAUCUUUAGGCCAUAACAUGGGCAUUAUGGGAAUGCACCACUCCUCCUCAUCUUCAUCUUCCUCAUCGUCCUCGUCAUCAUCCUCAUCAUCAUCGCCUUCCUCUUCAUCAGAGAGCGAACCAACCAGCGAGAGUGAGGCAAACAGCGAGAGCAGCCCGAGCUCGGACAGUGAAGAGGAGAGAGCCCAGCGCCUGGCCCAGUUGCAGGACCAGGUGUGCACUCAGUUAAGGGCGGUGCAUGAGCAGCUGGCAGCACUGUCGUCUGCUCCCAUAGUCAAGCCCAAGAGGAAGCGAGAGAAGAAGAAGGAUAAGAAGAAGAAGAAAAAGCAAGAGAAGCGCAAGGGCAGCCGGAGUGUGCCGAGCAAUGAGAGAGAGAGGGAGAAAACAACCAAACCCACCAAAAGCAAGUCCAGCAGGGCGGCGCCCUCGUCCACUCAGAGCAAAAGAUGCCCCACCAAGAAGAACAGCAAGAGCAACAAGACCACCAAGAAAUCCUCUGCUGCAGUGCCUCGUUUCACUGCAGCCACGGCCACUGUAUCUCAUUACGACUCAGAGGAGGAAGAGGAUGUUCUGCCCAUGAGCUAUGAUGCCAAACGGCAGCUCAGCCUGGACAUCAACAAGCUCCCGGGUGAAAAGCUGGGUCGUGUUGUUCACAUCAUUCAGUCCCGUGAGCCAUCACUGCGUGAUACAAACCCCGAGGAGAUCGAGAUCGACUUUGAAACUCUGAAACCAUCCACGCUGCGUGAGUUGGAGCGAUACGUCAUGACCUGUCUGCGCAAAAAGCCAAGGAAACCCUACGUGGCGAAGAAGGCUGGUGGUGGGAAGUCUCGUGAAGAGCUGGCUUUAGAGAAGAGAAGGGAGCUAGAAAGGAGGCUUCAGGAUGUUAGCGGCCAACUCAAUUCUGUCAAGAAACCCCAGAAACCCAAAGUGGAGAAAUCCAGCAGUGUGGAGCAGCAUGCAGUGCCCGCUCGACUCAGCGCCAGCAGCUCCAGCUCUGACUCCUCUUCAUCAUCAUCCUCUUCAUCCUCCUCCUCCUCAGACACCAGUGACUCUGACUCAAGGUGAUCAGUCACACAGAAAGAGAGUAAACUUGGCCUUAUGGGAGCUCCAGGUCCUGCAGGCUGAACUGUGGAAAAUUCUGGCACAGUAGGCCCUUGUAUGCCUUUGGAGGGUGAUCCAGAGAUGGAGGGAUAGAAAAAGGAAAAAGAGAGGAGGGAAGAGACAUUCCACUUCAUUAAAUUUUUCCACAGUAGACACAGUGAUGUAAUGGCUGCAGAUCCCUGAAAACAAUGUGUUUUUGUGAUUCGUUUGUAAAAAAAACAAAAAAGCAACAAACUUGUACAUAAUGUAUUGGAUUAAUUUUUUCUUUUAUAAAGAAGACUUUUAUAAAAACGCCCAUAGUGGGAGACUUUAAAUGGGAUUACAUGGACAUAGAAGCUGCGCUGCUGUCUUUAGUUGGUAAUAUGAAAGUUGUUUUUGUUUGCAUUCUGUGUGGAUUUAGCGCUUUGUUUGAAAUCCUGUUCCCUCUGAACCCCAGUGUUUGAGGCUUAGUCUGAGUGGAGUUCCUGAAAGCUUACCUCUGAAGCCAGCAAAGCAGUGAUAACUGUAAUGUCCUUUAAAGGAGUUUUCCAGAGCUUUUAAAUCUAAUCUAUAUCUGCUACAUCGAUAUUGUGUCAUUGAUCACCACAUGUAGGUCCCUGUACUGUAAAAGAACAGGAAAAAAAAAAGUAUUCACAUAGAAGGCAGAGCUGGGCGAUAUGGUGAAAAUUUAAUAUCACAAUGCUUUAAGAAUGUUUCACGAUACGCGUCAUUAUCUUCAUAUGUUUAUUGGUUUAUUUUAUCUGAAAUCUGAUAAGUAGGAACAGACAAAGUAGUGCUGCAUUUAAAAUACUGUCUAAAACUAUGAAUCCAGUAUUUUUUUAACAUCUCACAUACUGUGCUGCACUACAUCUAGUUAAACAGGACCAUUAUGCGCUCUGUAAUCAAACAUGCACUUGAAAGGUGUUUAAGUACUGGCCGUUUCCACGAUAUGCUCAGAAAAGCUUAUGUAAUUUAUCAUGAUAACGAUAAAUAUUGUCAUAUUGCCAAGCCCUAGUAGAAGGUAUUGGGCAGUUGCUGAUUUCCAUUAAUAAACAUUUUAAAUGCAUGACUGUGUAACACAAAUUUGUUAAUGGUUAUUAGCUGUUUAAGUCGUACGAUGAGACAGACAUAAGAGAAAAGCUGCUUUUCUGACAUUUUAUCCAUUUUUGAACAUUGGAACAACACAGUGGAAAGUAGUUCCAGUUACUUUUGCUUUCCAUAUGGUUUUGUGGUAUCUGCAGUGAUCAGGCAAGGAGCUUUAUGCUGAUAAUAAACCACCUGGCAAAAUGACAUCUUUGAUGGGGAUAAUUAUGCAGGUUUAUAGCUUAAAAAUACACAUUUCGCAUAAACAUUUGUUUACAAAAUUCAGCACCUGCCCACUAGUUUCUAUUAUAAGCCUGUUUUGAGUCAGUAGGUAUUUUCUGAAGACAGGGACGUUUAAAAAUGCUGGUACACUACAGACUUUGUAGUACAGAUUAGGCUGAAAAACGCUGGAGUGUUCCUUUUAUUCCUUUUAAGACUGGGUGCUUCUUGAGGUGAGCAGUUUGGAGGCUGUACAAAGAGAAUAUGUGCUUUAAAUCUGAACCAGUAAGCAAGAGAUUCCACUGAAUAUCUGAAUGUGGAAGAAAGCUCAUGGCCUUGUGCUCGUUUGCCGACUCUGCUCAGUCAGAGUUUGAUUUUCUUGAAUUUCUUUUAGUGUGUAAUGACCAACCAAAGGGAGAAAUAGCUGUUCUAAAACUUGGAUGGUUCAAAAUAGCCAGUCUUCGGUGUUCCAGUUAGUGUGCUGCAGCUAUUGCAGUGACCAGUAGUGUGUUUAAAAAAAAAAUAGAUCACUUAAUUUCUUUUGUUCCUUUUUUAUGUGUUGAAGUUCAUUUGUUUGAUUGUUUUUACUUCAUCAAAUAUGAAUGUGACCUCCCAAGUUUUGGACCUUUCAAAAGAUCGGCCUCGAGCCAAAGUUCAUUACAUUUAUCCAUUAAUUUCCUUCCCUUACGCAGUAGACAAAUGAGGUGCGUCCAUCCAUAAUUUCCAGUGAGGCCCACAUUAUCAGUGCAGGCUGGAAUGACCUCAGUUGUGUAAUGCUGACUGUGUCUGUGCUAGCUGUCGUUCAAUAUUAGCAAUAGUUUUUUGGGUGAAGUACUGCUUUAAGGGGUGGAUCCAAAACUUGAGUAUUUCCAAAAGGGAAAUGGCAUGAUGUACAACUAUAACAUUGUCAGAUGGGCUUUUUUAAGUUGGUUUGGUGCUUUUGGGGAGGGAAAAAAAAACAGCUAGUGCAUUAAAAGCAACAGCGUGAUCUUUUAUUAUCUAUUCACUGUAUAUAAUGUCAGCUGAACGUGAUUCUACUUUUUCUUUCUGCUUUGUUUGUAAGAAAUGUCUUUUUUGCCCCCAGUGUAAAGGAUAUCACCAGUUUCUUGUGACCCUUGUAAGCUGCACAGAUGCAACAUUCCGUUACUGCUAUAUUUAUAUUAUACCCUUUGAAUUGUUUGGUUUUACUUGGGUGCAAAUACACAUAUACCAACUUCA